UCUAGUCUUAUGACAAAACCAUCAUUUUUAGCUCAUAUUUCCAAUGGAGAACAACUGGAAAAUAGCAAUUUGCCAUUUCUUGUUCCAAACUUAGGUUUUUUUCUGUCUUUGGACAUAGCAAAAUAUUCAAAUAUCAGAACAAAAUGUACUAUUGCAAAUGCUGCCCAAGUAAAACCAAUUCUUGAUAAGACUCUCCAAGUAUCAAUUGCAGUGGAUCACUUAGACUUAGGUAGCACUGCAGGUUAUGGAUAUGGUGAAUAUGAGGACGCAAUUAAUAUAUCAAUUCUUGAGAAAUUCACAGUACUUAAAGAAGAUCUGUCUUAUGAUUUUUGUUGUUACAUUCUUCCCAAAAACUCUGUCAUCACGACAAAGCUAGAUGACUUUCUUGUGAAGGUGCGAGAAUCCGGCUUGGAAUAUUAUUAUCUUGCAGAAUCUUUCAGAGAUUUAGAUUAUAAAGAACAAGUGUAUCUGCGUACUAUUCAUCAAUUGCAAGCAACUUACUACUUUGAUAUUAACACUUUAUCGGGUGCAUUUCUUAUGUUAUUUUGUGGAUUAUUGCUUGCCACACUAAUAUUUUUCUGUGAAUUAAACAAUGCUUCUGUUGAGUGGCUGUAA
Dalotia coriaria is the source of this 615-nucleotide messenger RNA. RefSeq lists its product as uncharacterized. Lineage: Eukaryota; Metazoa; Arthropoda; Insecta; Coleoptera; Staphylinidae. The record is from RefSeq and is a predicted model, not a curated record. The coding region runs from base 10 to 615 and encodes 201 amino acids. The transcript is spliced from 4 exons.